CCAAGUCUUAAAAAUCCCGGUCUUCCCGCUCCGCAGGACGCGUUCGUGCAGCACGCAGGCGCAAGCUCGGACUACAAAUCCCAGCGUGCCUUUGCAGCGCUCCCGCCGCGCCCGGCUGUCGUCGUUGGUGUGGGCCGCGUGAAUGGAGCUCCGCGCUUGAGGCAGCGCCUGGCACGGCCCGCGCAGCGCCUACCUGUGCCCCGAGCGUGAGUGCGGGCAGCGGCCGUGCGCGUGCGCACUCGCCUUCGCGCGCGGGCAGGCGCCCAACCGUUGGCGCGCUAAGCGGGCGACCGUACAAGGCGGCCCCCGGGCGCCCCGCCGGCCGAUCGUUGCGGGGCGUCUCCCGCCUGGCGCGGGGGCCGCGGGCAGCCGCCGUGGCGGCCGCCGGAGACCGCAAGGGGCGGCGCAGAGGCGGAACGAGCCGGCCGCGAGCCGCGCAGGAAGCGCCAAGCAUGCCCCGCGACAACAUGGCCUCCCUGAUCCAGCGCAUCGCUCGCCAGGCGUGUCUCACCUUCCGCGGCGGCUCGACGGGCUCGGAAGGACCGGCACCGGGCUUCCCGGAGAACCUGAGCCAGCUCAAGAGCCUGCUGACCCAGGUGCGCGCCGAGGACCUCAACAUCGCGCCGCGCAAGGCGCUGCCGCAGCCGCUGCCGCGCAACCUCCCGCCGGUCACCUACAUGCACAUCUACGAGACCGAGGGCUUCAGCCUGGGCGUGUUCCUGCUCAAGAGCGGCACGUGCAUCCCGCUGCACGACCACCCGGGCAUGCACGGUAUGCUCAAGGUGCUGUACGGCAAGGUCCGCAUCAGCUGCAUGGACAAGCUGGACACGGGGGCCGGGCAUCAUCGGCGACCGCCGCCGGAGCAGCAGUUCGAGCCCCCCCUGCAGCCCAUGGAGCGGGAGGCCGUGCGACUGGGCGUGCUGCGCUCCCGGGCCGAGUACACCGAGGCCAGUGCGCCCUGCGUGCUCACUCCAUACCGGGACAACCUGCACCAGAUUGAUGCGGUGGACGGGCCAGCUGCCUUCCUGGACAUCCUGGCUCCACCCUACGACCCGGAGGACGGCCGGGACUGCCAUUAUUACCGUGUAGUGGAGCCCAUCAGACCCAAGGAGGCUUCCGGCUCUGCCUGCGACCUUCCCCGAGAAGUGUGGCUCCUGGAGACACCACAGGCCGACGACUUCUGGUGCGAGGGAGAACCCUAUCCAGGCCCCAAGGUCCUACCUUGAAGCUUCUGCCGCCCGGGAACUGUGGGCCAAAGAUGUACCCUGCCCUGCUCAAGAAAGGCCUGGCUGCCCUCUACCUACCAUAAAGGGCUCUUCUCUCUCUGCACCCUCGCCUGGACGAUGGAUUUACUGGAGUGACCAGCGCCACAUCUUGGGCAACCUUGGGGAGCACUGCCCACGGGAGUACAGACACCAUCGGGCACGGUUAUGGGGGCGGGUGGGCGGGAGGCUAGGUUGAUUCCUGAUAUUGCCACCAAGGCUUUGAUUUAAGGGAACCGGGCAGGGACCCUCAAGCGCUUCCAUCCUAAAGCCAUAACGAAAACAUUUUUGUUGCUCAUUCUCUACAAAAUACACACUAAGUGGUUUUGAAUCCCUCUUUCCUUCCAUGACUAAGAUUUGUUUUCUCUCCUGACCACAGGCAGGACCUUUUGCUUUCUAAUCAUUUAAUUUAUUACUGAUUGUGCAUGACCUUGAAUUGUUUUCUGGUUUUUGUUUUGUUUUCUAUUGGUUUGAUUUUUUUAAAAAAAGAUACAUCCUACUGAGCUUCUAAAGUGAGGAGUUCUGAAAAGACAUUUUUCUAGUGCUGGGGUUCACCCUCAUAACUAUGCGUGUUGAGGACAAUUUCUUUCCUCCCCUAGCUUGGUAGCCACUUCUGGUGUACUCAGGUAUCCUUUAGUAAGAAGCUCACAUAUGUGAAUUCUCUGUCAGGCCCUUGAGUCUCACGAUCUGUCAUUUAAACAGAUUUGUUUGUUGCUGUUGGGGAUUUGCCUUUAAAGCAAAGACUGUAUGAUCCUCAACUGACUUUUUUUCAUGUUGUACUUCAAAGAUGAUACAAUAAUUAUGUGUUUUCUAACCAGGCGAUUCAGAGGAGCUGAAUCUGCUAUGCUUCCAAAUAACUGAAUGUAAAGGCCCUGGCCACCUGUUGAAUUCCAUACUCCAUACUCGUAUUUACUUCUUCCAGCUUCUUCCUAUGAAAGAAGAGAAAGAUGCUCUGGCCAUCUGUUGGCAUUCUCCGAGGAACCUGCAGAGGAGCUGUGGUUCCAGCUGUCUUGCUGGAGAUAGUGUCCCAGCAUUCCCGUAAACAAGAGCCAGUGCUGUGCUAACUGGCUUUUCUUGCAGGAAGAGGUAGAAGGCUUGUGGUACCCUGGGAGAGGUUCUGGAUGUAGGCUGCUUGCUAAGCAGGCAAGAAGCUCUGUGCUCAAUCCUCAGUACCACAUAACCCAAGUGUAGUACACACCUGUAGCUCCAGCAUUUAGGAAGUACAGGCAGGAGGGUCAGAAGUCAAGGUCAGACUUGGCUACAUAGUAAAUUUGAGGAGAACCUUGGAUGCAUGAGACACCAUCAUAUAAAUUGUGUGUACAUUUAUAUGUAUAGAUAUGUAUGUAUACACACACGUGUAUAUGCAGUGGAUACAUGGAAUAGAUGAUUGGGAAUUUAGCCAGUUAGGACACCAAGAUUGGAGAAUAAACCCUAUGCCAACCCUGGCAGCAAACCUCGAGCUGCUGCGGCAUUGUGGCUGGCUGAGGCUCAGCACCUUGUCCAUGUUUACAGAUGUGCUGGCACUAUCGACUCUGGCCAUGGACCACCAGUUUAACCUGUUUACUAUGUAUAGAGUUCCUUUUUUUUAUCACAGGCCUUUUCAUAAAGACAAACUGUAGAAAUCAGAUGUGCCCAGCUGUCUUCUAAGCCCUCUUGAUGGCUCCUGUGGCAAUAGAAUAUAGUAAUAUCGGCAAUAAAUGAAGACUUAACUAUCACGGGUGGCAAGUGUUUGUUGGCCUGGUAGGGAAACUGCUUUUGACUCCACGUAUCCAGAUUACACAUCCAGACUGGUCCCAGUGCAGUGUUAAAGUGGUACGAGAUAGCAAAUUAUUGAUGGCUUGGUCUGUGGCUUUUUGUUUCAUUUUAAUAAAAAUGAAAACAGACCAGUGGAAACCUGCUUUUAACCUGACACAGGAUCAACACCCAAGCACUUCCACCAAGGCUGCCAGUGUUCAAAGUUCUUUCCGAUCAUGGUCUCUUAAAAUACAUUUGGAUCCUCGUGAAGCAGCUCUUUGAGCCGCUCGUUUGAAAAUCUAGAUAGGAAGUGAUGGUUUUAAAUUUGACUCUUUUCAUAGAAUAGUAAUGAGUGUGGUUUUCAGCCACAUACACACUUUGGAUGGCUGCAAAGGUUGAUUCAUCUACAAAGAUUGUCAAGGGUCAUGUGUACUUUUCAGCAUACUCUGGGGGUACUUUAAUGGAGCUUGUAGAAACCUAGCCUGGAACCAGGCUAGUAAUAAAAAUUAUUAUGAAGGCCUUUGUUGCAAAAAAAAAAAAAAAGAAAAGAAAAAGGAGGGGGACAUGCUAAAGGUUUGUUACAAGCAGUUUGGAAGGAAAAAAAAACUAAGGUGCUUUUCAAAAGAGUAACGGAAUUGUUCUGAGCUAAAACAGCAAUACUGUGUUCCUCAUUGGUUCAAUAAGAACAGUGAAACUGUCAUGUCACUAAUACACUAAUUAAAUUUACGGUGAAAACAGUGUAAUAUGUUUUAAUGAGCCACUUGAGAAAGAAUAUACUCAUUACUGAGGUAAAAUGUGCAGAAAAAUCCUUGCACGUCUAUGCAUAAACUAUAGCUAUAACUUCUGCUGUUGUGUUUCCCUGUAGGUCUACAAUAUAGAUUGUGGUCUAGAAAUUGGGAUAAAAGUUACCUUCUCCUUUUCUUGGGAAAGACCAAUGAGCACAAUGGUGUUAGUCACUUAACUUUUCUGACGAAUAAUAAAUGCAAUAACUAGC
Arvicanthis niloticus (Nile rat) is the source of this 3990-nucleotide messenger RNA. RefSeq names its product 2-aminoethanethiol dioxygenase (gene Ado). Gene Ontology annotation, cellular component: mitochondrion. The record is from RefSeq and is a predicted model, not a curated record. Gene Ontology annotation, molecular function: oxidoreductase activity, acting on single donors with incorporation of molecular oxygen, incorporation of two atoms of oxygen. Lineage: Eukaryota; Metazoa; Chordata; Mammalia; Rodentia; Muridae.